Aspergillus affinis is the source of this 4812-nucleotide messenger RNA. RefSeq lists its product as uncharacterized. NCBI's taxonomy places the organism in Eukaryota, Fungi, Ascomycota, Eurotiomycetes, Eurotiales, Aspergillaceae. Gene Ontology annotation, molecular function: calcium ion binding; mannosyl-oligosaccharide 1,2-alpha-mannosidase activity. The record is from RefSeq and is a predicted model, not a curated record. The transcript has 8 exons. Gene Ontology annotation, biological process: N-glycan processing; carbohydrate metabolic process. Bases 1 to 4812 code for a protein of 1603 amino acids. Gene Ontology annotation, cellular component: Golgi membrane; endoplasmic reticulum.
AUGUUUCGAGCCCGUCGUUACCGAGGCCUGCUGGCGUUCGCAGCCAUUCUUGUCUUGGCCGUCAUUCAUUUUACUGCCUCUCGAGAUACUUCGACCGUCUCCCUUGACAUUCCUCCGCCGCACGUGGACCAACCCGAACCGGUCUCGCCGAUUCCGCCCGCCGAUAAACAACAGGAGCCCGCGGGUUCCUCACCACCCCCGUCGCAAGAGGUUCUUCCCGAUUCUCCUGCCUCUCAGAAGUCAACAGACUCGAGUGCCUCCGCAUCCGAUUCCAAGCCCGAUGCUUCCUCCCACGAUCAGUCUUCUGGUGAGAGCUCGCCUCAAGCCCCGGAACGUCCGAAGCCGUCCAACGAUGCGCAUAAAGUCAAAGGCGGGCCUCUUCUCUUCCCGGGUUCCCAUCAGGAUGCUCUGAAGGUAGAGCCCGCAGCGAACCCGAGGCCUCACUGGCAAAAAGUCCCCGAGAAUUUCCCUAUCGCGCCUGAAGACAUGAUCAAGCUACCGGCCGGCAGGUCCAAGACGCUUCCGACCCUACAGGCCAAAUUCCGGGACGAGACCUCUGCCGAGAAGAUGAAACGUGUGGAUAGACUGACAACUAUCCGAUCCACCUUUGAACACGCAUGGAGUGGGUAUAAGGCAUCGGCGAUGGGCCACGACGAACUCAAGCCUCUGCGGGGUGGGUUUAUUGACACGUUCAAUGGCUGGGGAGCUACGCUGGUUGACACAUUGGACACUCUCUGGAUCAUGGACCUGAAGGAGGAAUUCUCAAUUGCCGUCGAUCAGGUGGAAAAGAUUGAUUUUACCACCACCAAAUCCGAUGACAUCCCGAUCUUCGAGGUGGCUAUUCGGUAUAUGGGCGGCUUGCUCGGCGCAUACGACAUCUCCGAACAUAAGUACGGGGUCCUUCUCGAGAAGGCCAUUGAGCUGGGAGAGAUCUUGAUUGGCGCUUUUGAUACGCCUAACCGAAUGCCGAUCCUCUAUUACAACUGGGCGCCAGACUACGCAGCUCAACCGCACCACGCCGAUGCGAAGGCGGUCCUUGCUGAACUGGGCUCCCUCUCCGUGGAACUGACCCGUCUAGCUCAGCUGACGAAGGACAACAAGUACUACGAUGCCAUUGCGCGCAUUACGAACGAACUUGAGCAGUACCAGAGUAAAACAAGUUUGCCCGGCCUGUGGCCUCUCCACGUCGAUGCCUCCGGAUGCAGGAAGGCCAACAACCCACCCCCUGCUGCCAAUAGGCGUGUGAAUGUUCCAACUCCCGUUCAGAAGCCGGAAUUGGGUCCUACGGACGCCGAGAGUUACAAGAACCUUUUCGAGGAGCAUGAAAAGCACGAACAGCACCAGGCGCGAGGGCUCCCCGAUAACGCACAACCGGCCGUUUAUAACGAACCCAUGAAAGAAUCGAGCCCCAAGCCGAAUGGAAAGGCCAAACCGGUUGCUGUGACGGAAUGCACUGAGGGUAUCACAAGCCCAACGUCCGCUAUCGACAAAUAUGGACUGGGCGGUCAAGCUGACUCGACAUACGAAUAUCUUCCUAAGGAGUAUAUGCUUCUGGGUGGUCUCAAUGAACAAUAUCGUACCAUGUACGAGAACGCCAUGAACGCAGCUCGCGAGCACAUUUUCUACCAGCCGAUGAUUAAGGAUGUUCGCAACAUCCGAUUCUCGGCCACCGUCGGCAUUCCUAAACCCGGACUGGCGGGUAAGGUUUCCCAUUCCUAUGAAGGGACCCAUUUGGCUUGCUUUACGGGUGGCAUGGUCGGCAUUGGGGCCAAGCUCUUUGGAAUUGAGGGUGAUAUGGAUCUCGCCGCCAAACUUACCGACGGCUGCGUGUGGGCGUACGAGUCCACCAAAACUGGCAUUAUGCCCGAGCACUUCCUUAUGGUUCCUUGCGACAACAACAGGGAACCAUGCGUGUGGAACGAGACUGCGUACUGGUCAACAUUAGAUCCGUAUGCGGAAAAGCGGACGAAUGCUGCGUUAGCUGCAGCGAGCGAAAAACAGGAAUUCGCCCGCGACAGACAGGAUUGGACUCCUGGUAGCGAAACGUCUGCAUCGGCAUCAGCAUCGGCAUUUGCUACAUCAGUCGCCAGCUCUUCCAAGUAUCACGGCAAACGAUCUCCCGAACGAGGCAAUUGGCAUGUCAUUGCUUCGCCUACGUCUGCGCCUAAACUCAAGUCGGCCGAUGCGGAUAUCGCAGACCGGGAUACCAAGAAGUUGGGCAUGGUUUCCCAUGAAGAAUUCGUCAGCGCCCGGAUUGAGAACGAGCGCCUGUUCCCAGGCGCUGUCAGUAUUCCCCGUCGCGAGUACCUUCUCCGACCGGAGGCGAUCGAGUCUGUCUUUAUCAUGUAUCGUCUCACGGGCAAUAACUACUGGCGUGAGAAGGGCUGGAAGAUGUUCCAGGCAGUCGCCAAAUACACUCGCACGGAAUUGGCCCACAGUGCCAUCAACGACGUCACGGUGGAAGGCCCCCGGACGCAAGAUCGCAUGCAAUCCUUCUGGCUUGCCGAAACGCUCAAAUACUUUUACUUGCUCUUCAGCGACCCCAGUGUGGUCAGCCUUGAUGAAUAUGUAUUACGGGAUGAGUGCAGUGUCUCGACACGCCCGACCACGACGAUCGAGCUGUGGGAAAUGGAGUCUGAGGCCUCAUUGGACAACGAGCAGCAGUUCUGGGACGAACUCCAAGAGAUUGUUUCCAUCCCUUGCUCCACCGAGGACAACAUCGACGACGCACUCCGGUCAUAUCUAAGUUUAACCACCAAAUACAAAGGGUCUCCGACGACUAUUCCAGAUGAAUACCUCCACUCCGACCUGGCUGUCACACGCUGCUCUUACAAGCUGCUCGCCUCCAGCAUCUUUGCCGAGCAUGGCGACUACGUGCGACGGCAGAUGGUCUACGGACUAUUGCAGGACGACGACCCGGAUACACUCCACAUGAUUGUCUCGUUUCUACUCUUCGACGGGCGACAGAAUGAGACCCCCUUCCGGAUGCUGGAUGAGGAGGGCUCGUUCCCGCGCAUGUUGGAGCUGUUGCAGGCGCAAAAUCAACACGUGGAUGAGGAUACCGAAGCUCGAGUCCAUCGACUGUUGAUGGAGCUGCUCUACGAGAUGUCGAGGAUACAGAGAAUCAAGAUCCAGGAUCUAGUUCUCGUGGACGAUGAAUUCAUCAAGAGCCUUUUCAAUAUCAUUGAGAACCUCUCGUAUGAUGCCAACGAUCCAUAUCAUUACUCGGUCAUUCGUAUUCUAUUGGUCUUGAACGAGCAAUUCAUGAUCUCAGCACACGAUCCCGUGGGCGAGCGAUCGUCAUCGGCUCCUCUGACGAAUAGAGUGAUCAAGGUGCUAUCCAUGCACGGAAAUUAUUACAAGACCUUCGGCGAGAAUAUCAUUCUUUUAAUCAAUCGAGAAGCCGAGACUUCUCUUCAACUUCUCACUCUUAAGCUACUUUACCUCAUCUUUACCACGCCUAGCACGUACGAAUACUUCUACACGAACGACCUCCACGUCCUAGUCGAUAUCCUAAUCCGAAAUCUUCUUGACCUGCCCGAAGAAGCUUCCGCUCUGCGCCACACCUAUUUACGAGUUUUGUACCCGCUGCUCGCACACACGCAGUUAAAGACGCCGCCGCAUUACAAGCGCGAUGAAUUGAGAAGAAUGCUCAACAUCCUUGUCCGCGGCCAGCUGUUCAGCGGUGAACUUGACCGCGAGAAGAUUAUGCAUUUCGAAGAGGUGGACGAGACGACUAGACGACUAGUCAGCCGCUGCAUCGCAGUUGAAUGGCUUCAAGAUUGGGACACUGCUCGAAUCGACAAAGGGUCGCCGGACAAAGAUACGGAGCCUUCCUCGACCACGGAUGUCUUCCCUGUCGACGUUGAUCUUGGAGGUCCGCUGGAGCCCUCGCGUACCAUAUCGCCCACCAGUACCAGUACCAGCACGGUAGCCAGCUCACCGGAGACAGCAUCUCCUACCAGACUCGAUAGUGUGCACAGCGAUAAACCUAGCCACAUACAACGGCUAGGAAUGCAUCUCGAACCCGCAUCUUCCUCGUCGCUGAGCGUCCAAGAAGUUGCUUCCCAGCACGAAAAACCAGGCAUCAUCACCCCCAGUCGACAUGACAACGUCAGCAAUAUCGAUCCCCUACAUCCCAAACCCAAGAUCAAGCCUCUCCCACCGAAUCCCCGACGCUGGCGUGGGCGACGAAGAACUCUCACCUCGGAAGAUGAAAACAACCCUCUCAACAUCACCCAUACCCGCAGCAGCACCAGUAGCAGCUACGACAAAAUCCCUGAAGACGCCGUGCCGGAUUCUGCGAUCACUGCCAGCCCCAUCGCCGCCUCUCCCACCCUGUCUCCCGUCACAACCGCCACCCACCAGCCCGGCGACCGAAGAAACUCAACCACAACAUCGGGACUGGCUCCUCCUGUCCCCGCGCAUUCUCGUCGCUCCGCGUCGAACCCACCCCCUGCCGUGCCGCCUCCUCGCCGAUCUAGUACCCAUCCUGCUGUCCAAGCCCAUGCUUCCAGCCACUGCACACCCGUUACUAGCCCUUCACGGCUACAAGCGCAGACGUCGGCGCCGCCUCAGCUUCCGCAGCCUCUCAGCAGUAAGCACGGCCAGAAGCCCGAACCCCCGCGGACCCGCCGCUGGGGUCGUGGCAAAGCGCAUGCGCCCUCUGAUUCCUCGGAAAAACUACAUUCAGAUACAGAGCCGGGGUGUGUUCCGCAUCACCCCUCUGUACCCUCCAACGAGAACGAAAAACGCAACUCCGGACCAACGGUCAGUGUAGAGGAGGCGGUACAGAACGUCGCCCUUGAAUAG